CGAGGAUAUACAUUUUCAGUCUCGCAUCGACUCCCGUCACAACCUAGAAGACUUCGCCAUGAAGUCCAACUUCCAAUUCCAAAACCUGUGCGGUACCGUCUACCGACAGGGCAACGUUGCUUUCACGCCAGAUGGAAACUCGGUUUUGAGUCCGGUUGGCAAUAGGGUGUCUGUCUUUGACUUGGUCAACAACAAAUCGAGAACACUUGGUUUUGAGAACAGGAAGAACAUUGCUACGAUCGCGCUUUCGCCAGAUGGCAACGUGCUCAUCUCUGUCGAUGAAGAUGGUCGAGCUCUUUUCAUCAACUUCAGAAAAGGAACCGUCCUCCACCACAUCAACUUCAAGCGCCACGUCAACCACGUCUCCUUCUCUCCCGACGGAAAAUACAUCGCCAUCACCCACGGCCACAAGGUGCAGAUCUGGAACACCCCCAGCCACCUCGUCCGAGAGUUUGCGCCCUUCACCCUGCAUAGAGAGUACACUGGACACCACGAUGAUGUGGUCAGCGUGUGUUGGUCCAAGACAUCUCGCUACUUUGUCUCGACGUCGAGAGAUAUGACUGCGAGAUUGUAUACUGUCCACCCCCUGGAGGGCUUCACGCCAAAACAGUUUGCGGGACAUAGGGAUAUGGUCAUCGGUGCUUACUUUUCUUUGGACGAGAAGACUAUCUACACAAUCUCCCGAGAUGGCGCGGUCUUUGUCUGGAAAGCUAAGAAGGGUGUCUCUGACGAAGAUUCCGAUGUCGAGCUCGACAUCCUUGACGCCCCCACCACAUCCACAUCCGCCGCCAACCUCGCCCUCGAGCACACCGUCGCCUACUCUCGCUGGGGUGUCCAUUCCCGACACUUUUUCAACCAGCCGGGCACCAAGACUGUCUGCGCCACAUUCCACCCCAAAACCUCCCUCCUCAUCGUCGGGUUCUCGUCUGGUGUCUUUGGUCUGUGGGAGAUGCCCGACUUUUCGCCAGUCCACACCUUGUCGAUCUCCAACGAAAAGAUCUCGAGUGUCGCUGUAUCGCCUUCCGGCGAAUGGUUGGCCUUCGGGGCAUCCAAGCUUGGCCAGCUGCUUGUCUGGGAAUGGCAAAGUGAAAGCUACGUGCUCAAACAGCAGGGACACUACUACGACAUGAACACCCUCGCAUUCAGCCCAGACGCUCAGAACAUCGCCACUGGUGGUGAAGACGGCAAAGUCAAGCUGUGGAAUGCUACCAGCGGGUACUGCUUCGUCACUUUCCCCGAGCACACUGCAGCUGUCUCUACCGUCGAAUUCUCCAAGCAAGGCCAGGUCCUCUUCUCUGCCUCCCUCGAUGGCACAGUAAGGGCCUACGACCUCGUGCGAUACAGAAAUUUCCGAACCUUCACAUCCCCUUCCCCCGUCCAAUUCUCCGCCCUCGCCGUCGACCCCUCGGGGGACGUCGUCUGCGCAGGCUCGCAAGACUCUUUCGAGAUCUACAUGUGGUCCGUCCAAACCGGUAAACUCCUCGAUAUCCUCACAGGCCAUACCGCCCCCAUAUCCAACCUCGCCUUCUCGCCUUCUGGUAACCAGCUGGCAUCGUCUUCUUGGGACAGGUCGGUGCGGUUGUGGUCCGUGUUUGGCCGUUCGAGGGCGACGGAGCCGAUAGAGUUGUCUGGGGAGGCUACGGCGCUGGCGUUCAGGCCUGAUGGAAAGGAGAUUUGUGUUGCUACGUUGAAUGGAGAGCUGUCGUUCAUUGACAUUGAGGAGGGCGAGAUCAAGUCGGUCAUAGAAGGUCGCCGAGACAUUUCAGGCGGGCGCAAGAUCGACGAUCGCCUGACUGCCGCCAACAACGCUGCGAGCAAAUACUUUAACAGCGUCACCUACACCGCCGACGGUGCUUGUGUCCUCGCUGGAGGAAGCAGCAAGUACGUCGUCAUUUACGACCGUGCUGAGGGCGUCAUGAUCAAGAAAUUCCAGAUCAGCGAAAACUUGAGUUUGGACGGGACGCAAGAGAUGUUGGAUUCGAGAAAGAUGACAGAGGCGGGAGCUAUGGACACGUUUGACAGGCAGGGUGAGGAGGAGGACCUCGAGGAUAGGCUGGAUUCCACUUUGCCCGGUGCUUCCAAGGGUGACCUCUCCAAGAGACGGUAUAGGCGGGAUGCGCGUACCAACUGCGUGCGCUUCUCUGCUACUGGCCGAAGCUGGGCCGCUGCCAGUACCGAGGGUCUUCUCAUCUACUCUCUCGAUGAAUCCACCACUUUCGACCCCUUCGACCUCUCCCUCGACCUCACUCCCGAAUCCACCCUCCAGACCGCUGCCCAAGGCGACUACCUCAUCGCCCUCAUCAUGGCUCUCCGUCUCAACGAAAAGCCCCUCAUCCAGCGUGUGUAUGAGGCUGUGUCGCCAUCAUCUAUUCGACUGUUGGCGAGGCAGCUGCCAGAGGUGUAUGUGGCGCAAUUUACCAAGUUUGUCAGUGACCAUAUUGAGGCUACGCCCCAUGUGGAGUUUGACUUGAUGUGGACGGCGGCGAUGUUGACGAGCCAUGGAAGAUAUCUGAGAGAGAGGAAGGGUGAGAUGGCGGCGACGUUGAGAGGGUUGGUCAAGGGACUGAACGGGCUCGAGGCCAGUGUAUCCAAAAUAUCCGAUGACAACACCUUCUCGCUAGACUACAUUCUCUCGCAGGUUGGCAAGGGCGAGCAGGCGAACGGGUUUGAAGGAGAAGGGAGCGCUUUCAUCUUGGACGUUGAAGCCAAGAACGUCGUCUUCCUUCUCGGUGCCGGCAUCUCCACCUCUGCCGGUAUUCCCGACUUCAGAUCCCCCGAGACAGGCUUGUAUCACAAUCUCCAAGCUCUCAACUUGCCUUUCCCCGAAGCUGUCUUUGAGCUAGGUUUCUUUCAGAAGAGGCCGGAGCCGUUUUGGGCGUUGGCGAAGGAAAUCUAUCCUGGAAGGCAUUUUCCUACUCCAACGCACUACCUCCUCAAGCUCUUCCGCAAACACAACGUCCUCAAACGCGUCUUCACCCAAAACAUCGACACUCUCGAAUCCAUCGCCGGCCUCCCUUCCGACAUGAUUGUCGAAGCCCACGGAUCAUUCGCUACCGCCCAUUGUCUUAGAUGUAGACGCGAAGUGGACCGGGAAGAGGUUUUGAGGGCGGGUGUGAGGAGGGGAGAGGUUGUGAAGUGUGAUGCUACGAUUAAGGAUGCGGGUGGGAAGGGGAAAGGGAAAGGGAAGGGGAAGAGUCAGACGUGCGGUGGGCUGGUGAAGCCUGAUAUCGUCUUCUUUGGAGAAGGUCUGCCUGACAGAUUCUUUGAGCUCAUACCAGAACUACGAAAGUGCGAUCUCCUGGUCGUCAUCGGUACUUCCCUCCAAGUCCAACCCUUCGCCUCCCUCGUCAACUACGUUCCCCCCACCUGUCCUCGACUCCUCAUCAACCGCGAACCCGUGGGCCCAUUCACGUCCUACAAGAGCACAUCCCCAUCUUCCAGAGAUCUGUUUUAUGAGGGGAAUGCAGAUGAUGGGGCUCGGCGGUUGGCGGAGCAGCUGGGGUGGGGGGAGGAAUUGGAAGAGCUGGUGAGGGAUGGGAGAAAGGGGUUGGAGAGGAAGUGGAUGAAGGAAGAAGGGGGUGAAGUGGCGGGGCAGGGUACGAAGGAGGCUGAGAAGAAGUCGAAGAAGGCUGCCAAAGCUGUCGAGGACGAAGGGACGGAAGACUUGGAAGAAGCUAUCAAGACCCAGCUGAAGCUGUAGACGUUGGAGCAGGGCUUCUUGGAUCAUAGAUGGGACUGUUGUAGCUGUAUGACAUAGGAUCUCGGGUAGUGCUUGUACUAGACUAUGUAGUCACCACGGACUGAAGCCAUUCAACG
This is a messenger RNA of Cryptococcus amylolentus CBS 6039, 3816 nucleotides long. RefSeq lists its product as hypothetical. The record is from RefSeq and is a predicted model, not a curated record. Gene Ontology annotation, cellular component: small-subunit processome; Pwp2p-containing subcomplex of 90S preribosome. The transcript has 8 exons. Gene Ontology annotation, biological process: ribosomal small subunit assembly; maturation of SSU-rRNA from tricistronic rRNA transcript (SSU-rRNA, 5.8S rRNA, LSU-rRNA). Gene Ontology annotation, molecular function: protein binding; NAD+ binding. Lineage: Eukaryota; Fungi; Basidiomycota; Tremellomycetes; Tremellales; Cryptococcaceae. The coding region runs from base 59 to 3700 and encodes 1213 amino acids.